UGCGGCGCUAGGAUGGGGAAUAGUGCCCUGCGUGCUCAUGUGGAAACUGCUCAGAAAACGGGUGUCUUUCAACUCAAGGACCGUGGACUGACAGAGUUCCCCUUAGAGUUGCAGAAGCUGACAAGCAAUCUCAGGACCAUCGACUUGUCCAACAACAAGAUCGAGAGCCUACCGCCUAUGCUGAUAGGGAAGUUCACUCUGCUGAAGAGCCUCUCCCUGAACAACAACAAACUGACUGUUCUGCCUGAUGAGUUAUGCAAUCUGAAAAAACUAGAAAUGCUAAGCCUAAACAACAAUCACCUGGUAGAGCUACCGUCUACUUUCGGGCAACUCUCUGCUCUCAAGACCCUAAGUCUCUCUGGGAACCAGCUCCGCGCACUGCCACCUCAGCUUUGUAGCCUGCGACACCUGGAUGUAAUGGAUCUGUCUAAGAACCAGAUUCGGAGCAUACCUGACAUAGUGGGGGAGCUGCAGGUCAUCGAACUCAACCUCAACCAGAACCAGAUAUCUCAAAUAUCAGUGAAGAUAUCUUGCUGUCCUCGUCUUAAAGUUCUUCGUCUGGAAGAGAAUUGUCUUGAGCUCAGCAUGCUUCCCCAGAGCAUCCUUAGUGAUUCCCAGAUAUGUCUGCUUGCUGUAGAAGGCAAUCUUUUUGAGAUAAAGAAACUUAGAGAACUGGAAGGCUAUGAUAAGUACAUGGAGAGGUUCACGGCUACCAAGAAGAAGUUUGCAUGA
Messenger RNA from Elephantulus edwardii (Cape elephant shrew), 732 nucleotides. It is a transcript of the gene LRRC57, whose product is annotated as leucine rich repeat containing 57. The transcript has 5 exons. Bases 13 to 732 code for a protein of 239 amino acids. Gene Ontology annotation, molecular function: protein binding. The record is from RefSeq and is a predicted model, not a curated record. Lineage: Eukaryota; Metazoa; Chordata; Mammalia; Macroscelidea; Macroscelididae.